Rosa rugosa (rugosa rose) is the source of this 1728-nucleotide messenger RNA. RefSeq names its product F-box protein At3g12350. The transcript has 2 exons. NCBI's taxonomy places the organism in Eukaryota, Viridiplantae, Streptophyta, Magnoliopsida, Rosales, Rosaceae. Bases 188 to 1573 code for a protein of 461 amino acids. Gene Ontology annotation, cellular component: SCF ubiquitin ligase complex. The record is from RefSeq and is a predicted model, not a curated record. Gene Ontology annotation, molecular function: protein binding. Gene Ontology annotation, biological process: gibberellic acid mediated signaling pathway; SCF-dependent proteasomal ubiquitin-dependent protein catabolic process.
UAUCUACAUUUACAGGUAUCCAGCUCCUACGCUCAGCGCAUCGAAGAAUCAUUCGUUCUUCUCCACGAAUCUACCAACCUCAAUCCAACACUUCAACUGUUCCUUACACAACUCUUCCGCCUCUCAAAUCUCCCACCAGUUUUUAGUUCCCCAAAUUCGCCCUGAAAAUCAACCCAAAUUUGCAAUCAUGGAAGACCCAAAACUCAACAUUGAGGAAUUGAACGGCUCAAUGUCCUUCUCCGAUUUCCCCGAGGACGUCCAGCUCUGCAUCCUCUCCUUCCUGACCCCACCGGAGAUCUCCAGCUUCGCCUGCACCUCGAAACGGUUCGUUUCGCUCUGCAAGAACGACGCCAAGCUCUGGUUCUCUAUGUGCGACCGCCGCUGGGGCGCCAAGACCCAGAUCAAGAAAUGGGGUAGCGGCAAAAUCACGUACCGGAGCCUCUACCAGACCCUGAGCCGGUGGGAGAAUCUGAUCGGAUUCUGGCGCCAAGGCGGUCAGGCCACUUCUCCGCCGUUGAUUUUCUUCGAGUGGGGCCCUUCGUUCCUGACCGGGUCACGUGUCUCUCCCGCCAAGGACGGCAGCUACGGCGUGGUCAAGGCGCCGUUCUUGUGGAUGAGCCUCUCGCCGGAGGGCCAGGUUGUUAACUUUCUCGACCCGGAAGGGCGGGCGGAGAUUUCGGCGGCGGAGUUAAACUCCGGCCGGCCGAAUUUCUCCGAUAAGGAUUUGGUGCCGGUGAAUUUGAGCUUGAUGGGGAAGACUCAUUUUGUGGUGGAGGAAGAUAUGAGCUUUGCCGCUAACAGAAAUGGAGGUCGGCCAAGUUCGAGUGCAGUGAGUAUUAUUGAAGGUGGGAUUGGUGAGGAUUUGAUUGGAUACGAGAGUGGGUCCCCCGGGACGUCGCCGAACUCGCCGGACCGGAUGAUGUCGGAGAUUUAUCAGUACUUUGCGAACCGGACGAGCCCCGGUUCCGGUGGAGAUAGAGCGUCAAGGAGGCAGAGGAGGAGAGAGAAGGAGAAGCAGUUGAGGAGGAAGUUGGAGUCUCAGCAUUUUGUUAAGAUUGUUGAUUGCUCGCCGACGCCGGCUCGGCCUUUGCAGGGCCUCUGGAAGGGAAUUUAUGAUGAUAUGAACUUGGGAUUUUACCUUGUUGCAUAUGAUGACAUUGGGGGCAUUUCCUGCCAAAAGGUUUGUGACUCGUCUGGUCACAUUUGCAGUUUCACUCGGGUUAUCAGUAAGCUCCCAGUCUUUUGGACAACAGACCCUACUUUUUCCGAGUCUCCAUUUCUCCCAGAGGAAGAAAGUUUAUAUAAUAGUCGCAUACAUCUUCGACCAAAUGCCGUAGCAGAUCACAUUCUCCAGCUCACAGGAAUUGAAGUGGUCUCUCGCAUUCUUUGCAUUACCUUAAGUUAUGAUAUGGCCAUUCCAUACAUGGUAAGAACUACCACAAACCCAGUGCAUGCACAGGGAAGGGUUUGGCAGUACGGGGAUGGAACAUUUGGAUUUGGGUUUCUUCAAGACAGUUUUAUCAGGGACUUGAAGCAAGUUGCCAAGAAUGAUUGUCUUCUUGAUAUUAUGUAGCCUUUAGUUUUAAGUAGUGUUAUUGAUGUACACUACCUUGUGAAAAUUGUUAUUCUUUUUGUACAGACACCAACUUUAGCUGGGUGCAACUCUGCUCUGUGGCACUGUACAAUAUUUAUGGACACAGUAAUAAGAAUGCUGGCAUCACUUGAUCA